Microtus ochrogaster (prairie vole) is the source of this 2387-nucleotide messenger RNA. RefSeq lists its product as uncharacterized. Gene Ontology annotation, cellular component: nucleus. Gene Ontology annotation, molecular function: RNA polymerase II transcription regulatory region sequence-specific DNA binding; DNA-binding transcription factor activity, RNA polymerase II-specific. The record is from RefSeq and is a predicted model, not a curated record. Lineage: Eukaryota; Metazoa; Chordata; Mammalia; Rodentia; Cricetidae. Gene Ontology annotation, biological process: embryo development; regulation of transcription by RNA polymerase II.
ACACUCCCUGGCAAAGGCCAGGGAAGUUUUUCGGAGGAGCCAAAGCCGGAAGUACCCAAUACCCAUUCCCUGUCAGUGCUCUGGAGCCUGCACUGUGCGCAAUCCCGUGGUGCAGACCUGGGAGUUGCCGGGACGCGAAAACUCCCCGGAGCCGCAGUCGCCGCGGGGCGACCUGGGAAAGUCAGCAGCGCAGUGGCGGGAACCUCAGCCCAGCGGCCCUGGAACCUCCCAGGGCUCACUGAUCACACGGACCUGGUUCUCUGUGGAACAGAACAAAGAGGCCAGGAAGAUGGAGAGAGAGAGCAGACAGUAGCUAAGGAUCCAGGGCAACAAGCCAUCUAUUCAUUGUUCCUGAAAGAGAAACUUAAAAAAGAAAAAGAGAAAGAAAUGGCUGAUUCUCCAGGAAGGAUGUCCCAGUGUCUAUUAGCAUUCUGGGAUGUAGCUGUAGACUUCUCCCAGGAGGAGUGGGAAUGCCUGAACUCUGUGCAGAGAACUUUGUACAUUGAUGUGAUGUUGGAGAAUUACAGCAACCUGGUCUCUGUGGAGAACUAUUGCAAAUGUGAUCCUGUCCAUCAGCAUGUGAAUAAUGAAAAGGAGUCUCAUCAGUGCAAUGAGCUUGGCAAAGUGCUUCAUGACCCAUCCACAUGUGCACUUAAUAAAACAAGUGAAACUCCAGAAAACUCUAAUGACUGCAGAUGCAGUAAUCACAGGGAUGCCUCUAUUGACUCAUCAAAUAUCAAUAGACAUAAAAGUAUGCAUACUGGAGAAGAACUUCGUAAAUUUAAAGACCAUGAGAAAUCUUUAAAUUUAUGGUCCCACAUUAUUCAAGAUCAGAGAGUCUACACUACAAAAAAAGAGCACAGACAGGGACAAUAUGAUGAUGUUUUCAGCUGUGGUCUUUUACAACAAACUAUCUACAUUGGAGAGAAACCACAUCAGUGUAAGAAAUGUGGAAAAUGCUUCAGUACUGCCUCAAGCCACACUGUACAUCAGAGAAUUCAUACUGGAAAGAAACUUUACAAAUGCAACAUUUGUGACAAAUCCUUUAACCAGUACACAAAUCUGAAAACACAUCAAAGACUUCAUACUGGGGAGAAACCUUACAUAUGUGAAGAGUGUGGAAUGUCAUUUCGUCAGUUGUCAGCACUUAAAAACCAUUGGAAAAUGCAUACUGGAGAGAAGCCUUACAAAUGUCAGGAAUGUAACAAAUCUUUUACUGUGAAGUCAACUCUUACAAAGCAUCAGAGAAUUCAUACUGGAAAGAAACCCUACAAGUGCAACGUUUGUGACAAAUCCUUUAGUCAGUGUUCAAGUCUGAAAACACAUCAAAGACUCCAUACUGGAGAGAAACCUUACAAAUGCAGAGAAUGUGGAAAGUCCUUUCCUCAGUUAUCAGCACUUAAAAGCCAUCAGAAAAUGCAUACAAACAAAAGACAUGCUGGAGAGAAGCUUUAUCAAUGCAGUGAGUGUGACAGAUCCUGUCGACACUAUUCAUCAUUAAAAAGGCAUCAAAAAAUUCAUUCUCUAGAGAAAUUAUACACAUGCAAAGAAUGUGGUAAAUCCUUCCUUGAAUUAUCACACCUGAGAACCCAUUACAGAAUCCAUACAGGUGAGAAGCCAUACAAAUGUGAGAUAUGUGACAAAUGCUUUACCACAAGCUCCAUUCUUAAAACACAUCAGAAAAUUCAUACUGGAGAGAAACCGUACAAGUGUAUGCAAUGUGACAAAUCUUUUAUCCAGGACUCACAUCUUAGAAGACAUCAAAGAGUUCACACUGGAGAGAGACCUUACAGUUGUAACGAAUGUGACAAAUCUUUUUCUAAGAGCUCAACUCUUAGAGAACAUCAGAAAAUCCAUACUGGAGAGAAAACUUACAAAUGCAAAGCCUGUGACCUAUCCUUUAUCAUGUAUUCAAAUCUGAGGAAACAUCAGAAAGUCCAUACUGAAGUGAGACAUAACGUCUGUAAGGAAUGUGGCAAAUCUUUUACUAGAAGCUCAUAUCUUAGAGUACAUCAGAAAAUUCAUACUGGAGAGAAACCGUACAAAUGCAAAGACUGUGACAAAUCCUUCACCCAGAGUUCAAAUCUUAGGACACAUUGCAGAGUUCACACAGGAGAAAGACAGUGCAUAUGUAAGGAAUGUGGUGAAUCUUUUAGUAAGUUCUCAACUCUUCAAGCACAUCAGAAAAUUCAUACUGGAGAGAGAAAUGCCAUUUUGCAUAAUGUGAUGUAGCAUUUAUCUGGUAUUCUCUGCUUACAAAUCACAACAGUAGACACAAAGAAACAUAAAGAUAUGAAAAUUGUAAAGCCUUUAAUGAGGUUUAAAUCUUAGAAAAGUACCACAGAGUUUAUAUUAAAAUAAAAUUCUGCAAAUAUAACUGUAAAAAG